This is a messenger RNA of Colletotrichum spaethianum, 381 nucleotides long. RefSeq lists its product as uncharacterized. The record is from RefSeq and is a predicted model, not a curated record. The coding region runs from base 1 to 381 and encodes 126 amino acids. The transcript has a single exon. NCBI's taxonomy places the organism in Eukaryota, Fungi, Ascomycota, Sordariomycetes, Glomerellales, Glomerellaceae.
AUGUCGCUGGGAAUCCUGCGAGGCCAGGCCAUUAGGGAUGUUAUGCGACAAUGGCAUAUGGCACCCCUGAGGGAUGAGGUCAUGAGGCCACCAAGCGGUCAGUUCUGCUAUAGUCAUCAACGAGGAACAGGCAUCACCCGGCAGUACCCUGCAUCCUAUGGUACGGUGUUAGGCUCUCUUGCUGGGUUAUUGGGCGGCCAGGAGGGUUACAAGCAGAGUGUGGCCAAUUUUAAGCCCCCAACACACAGGGGUGCCUUUACUCCCCUGAACAGAGUGGAGCCCGCUGGAUCACGCAGUGUCAAAGCUGUCGACACUAGCACUGUGAUCAAACUCGGCGCGAGCUGCAUGGCCUUAUGUAACGAGCGCAUGAGCAGAGUGUAA